Messenger RNA from Etheostoma spectabile (orangethroat darter), 2764 nucleotides. It is a transcript of the gene ptger4b, whose product is annotated as prostaglandin E receptor 4 (subtype EP4) b. The record is from RefSeq and is a predicted model, not a curated record. Gene Ontology annotation, biological process: positive regulation of cytosolic calcium ion concentration; adenylate cyclase-activating G protein-coupled receptor signaling pathway; cellular response to prostaglandin E stimulus. Lineage: Eukaryota; Metazoa; Chordata; Actinopteri; Perciformes; Percidae. Gene Ontology annotation, molecular function: prostaglandin E receptor activity. Gene Ontology annotation, cellular component: plasma membrane. The transcript has 2 exons. The coding region runs from base 352 to 1704 and encodes 450 amino acids.
CACUGGUUGCAUUGAAAAUGUAGAGGAGGAGCUGCCUUGAUAAGUGGCCCAGGAGGAAACACUGUCUCUGUCAGUUUUGAGUGUGCCAUCAACGUAAGCGCAUCUCGCAGUGUCGGAGCAUCGCUUGCAAACCAAAACUACAAGAGUAAACACCUUCAUCCUGUGGAUUGCUCGUGGUUUCUUUAAGAUUAUGGAGUUUAAAUUGUGUGCGUAAAAGGGACAUUUGGAAACGAUGGAUUUGCCUCUUGUCGGAGAACCUGAAGAAUGUGCAUUAAUGCGAAAUGUCACUACUUCGGAAGUGAGAGGAGAAUAUUUGCUUAGUGUGAAAGAGUGAAAAAAGUUCCAGCAGGUAUGAACUCCACGGCAGCAGCGGGGAGAUUUCAACCGCCCACCAUCCCGGUGAUUAUGUUCAUCUUCGGGGUGGUGGGGAACGUCAUCGCCAUAGUGGUUCUGCGGAUAUCACGAAAGGAACAAAAGGAAACGACUUUUUAUACACUUGUGUGUGGCCUGGCGGUGACAGACCUCCUGGGCACACUGCUGGCCAGUCCUGUCACAAUCGCCACCUACGUGAAGGGCGCGUGGCCGGGAGGGGAUCCACUGUGCCAGUACUCCGGCUUUAUCCUGCUCUUCUUCUUCUUGGUCCAGCUCAGCAUUGUGUUUGCAAUGUCAGUGGAGAGAUACUUGGCAAUAAACCAUGCGUAUUUCUACAACGAGUACGUCAACCAAAAACUUGCUGCUUUGACUCUUGUGGCCAUAUACAUUUCCAACAUCGUGUUUUGCGCGCUGCCCAGUUUGGGGCUCGGGCAGGUGAAACUCCAGAGACCGGAGACCUGGUGUUUCAUUGACUGGCAGAACAACCAAACAACAGUCGCGACUUUUAACUUGAUGUACGCGGGUGUAAAUUCAGUCAUCGUGCUUGCCACUGUCAUUUGCAACGUGAUGGUGUGCGGGGCUCUGAUCCUGAUGCACAAGCGGUUCAUCCGCCGCACGUCUUUGGGCACGGACCAGAGGCGCAUCGUGGACCUCAGGCGCAGACGGAGUUUCGGACGAUUAGCCGGAGCAGAGAUUCAGAUGGUGAUCCUGCUUAUAGCUACCUCCGCUGUGGUUCUCAUCUGCUCCAUACCUUUAGUGUGGAGGAUCUUUGUAAACCAGCUGUACGGAAACCAGACAGAAGAGCCUUCAGGAUUGAAUAAAGAUCUGCUGGCCAUCCGCAUGGCCUCUGUCAACCCCAUCUUAGACCCUUGGAUCUACAUCCUGCUGAGAAAGACAGUUGUCCUCAAGCUGAUGGAGAAAAUCAAGUGUCUGUUCUGCAAAAUGGGCGGCGGGGGACGAAGGAACGGCAGUCAUUUCCGCUGCGCCGACAGCGGCCUCUCCGCCUCCAUUGUCUCGCGAGAUUCUCCCUCGCUGUUGUCACAUGAGCUGCGGGAAAUGGUGAACACCUCGCAGACCUUUCUGUACCAGUCGGAGGAAAACACCAGGAGGUCAAUUCAAGCAGGAGCACAGGGCAGCUCCAGUCCUCCAGAAGCACAGACGUUGCAGGGCCCCCAGGAGGUCGAGGGGCCUCAGAGGGAGCUUUCACAGAGUGAUUUAGAGGAAAGAGUGCCAGGCAGGCCACACAAAGAGCUUCCUAUGUGCCCCAAGGACCCGGCUCUACAUGUGACCUUCACGGACGAGAAUGCAAACUUACAGGAGAAAUGCAUAUAACAUUUAGCAUGAUCUCGAAAAGCUUUCACUUCUGUUACAGAAACAUCUACGGACAGAAGAUAGGAACUAAUAAGAGCACUGCAAAGACAUGAUAAUUAUGGGACAGCACCUGAAUACUGAAUAGUCAUCCAUCAAUCUGUGGAUAGCUUGCUGACUGCUGUUUGACAGACUACUGAACUACAUAUCCAUUAUCAAUGUAGGCCUAAUACUCUUUGUCUAAAAGUUAUAACAAACACACUAUCACUAAAUACACUUAAAACAGUACAACCAAAACAGCUAAAUGAGCGAAACCAGAGAACAACAUGACGUUGUUGAUGAGCUCUUUUCUUGCACUUUUUUAAUUGUUAAACCACUGCGAGGCUGUUUUGACAAACUGAACGAUGACUGUUAAGAAUGAAUGUGAAAAUGUGAAAAUGUGUUCCAUGAUGUUAAUUUAUUUUAAAUAUAAAAUUGUACAGUAUUCACUUCUCUGUGAGAAGGUCCAGAUAGCUUGGAGGCAUUUUAAAUCAGCACAAGAUGAAUAUGUUUUUUGUUUUAUUUUUUGGUACAUACUACGUGGGAAUAUUUGCAAACAAUUUGGUCCAACGGGCUGCAGUUUAUAACAAAAGACAGCUAUACUGUGUCUUUUCCACAAUACAGACACUGGAGGAUGUUGAGAGGCCUCAUAAAUUAAUGUGUUAAUAUAAAAUCGUUAAUGUACUUGUUCCAGCCCAUAACUUUGUAAGGAUUAAUCCAACUGCAUUUUAUUUAACCUUAAUGUAAUGGACAAUCCCUCUCGUCUAAUCAGACUUUAUUGGGGAAUUAAGAAGAGGAAUGCAAAUUGAAGACAUUAAGUUUCCUGUCUGAUGAGUUUUAAAGAUUUUGCCUCAACUUACAAUGGAUUUCCUGAUGGCAUUAAUGCUAUCCUAUAAAGAUUUAUAUAAAUACCGUGUUUAUACUUCAAUGUUAAAGUUGUUGUUGCAACAGCCGGUGUGAACAUCACCACAAAAAGGUUGACUCUCUUGUGAAAAGACUGUUGUACCAAACUCAUAAAUAAACAAAAAAUUGAUAAAUAUUCACA